AAAACCCUUAUCGGAGAUCUAUGCAAAAAAAACAACAAAUGUGAUUUUGAAACCCAUAUGGAAGAUCUAUGCAAAAAAACCAACAAAGCAGAUUUCAAAACCCUAAUGGAAGGUCUAUGCAAUACUUUGAAAAGUGAAAGAAAGAAAAACAUUGCUGAUAACUUUCCGGAUCUGAAAGACCUUCUUGAGAAAUACGAAGGGGAUAACACUAAGGCCAUCUUUCACCCUCAUGUGGUGUUUCUCCUGCAGAAGCCAAAUGGCCCCUUUGAAGGCCUGAAAAUUCAAGCCAGCGAGAAUGAGGCAUCGUCAGACGGGAAUAUCACCAACGCCCAAGUGAAUGUUCAACUGCCCAGAGAGUUGGAUGUUGGACCAAACAACACAAUUGCAUUUUGCCUGGUUACCUGGUCGGAAACAAAUAUGACAACAUCAGGAGCCUCAGAUGAACUGUAUAAGAACACAAUGGUUGGCCUGAGUGUGCGUCAUAAGAAGAUUUCAGGACUAAAGGAACCAGUCAACAUCACCAUGAUUCUUAACAUCGGCAUAAAUGAGACCCGAGUCCCCAGGUGUGUGUUUUACGAUGUCACAACACGUGGAUAUAGCAGUAGUGGCUGUGUAACCCUUUGGGAGCGUGGUCAGGAACACAUCACCUGCUCCUGUGAUCACCUCACAUACUUCGGCGUGCUCAUGGUGUCUGCUCCCCUUACAGACUUGGACCAGGAGAUCUUGACAUAUAUUAGUCAGAUUGGCUGUAGUCUUUCUGUCAUUGCCCUGGUCUUCACUGUUUUAAUCUUCAUCACAAACAGAAAGCUCAGAGAAGAUGUCUCCAUGAAGAUCCAUGUCAACCUGGCCGUUGCGCUGAUUUUGCUCAACCUACAUUUCCUCCCCAGUCACAUAGUGGCAGCGCAGUCCUCCACCGGGCUUUGCCUGUACAUGGCUCUAUUUCUUCAUUACUCCCUGCUGGCCACAUUCAGCUGGAUGGCCUUGGAGGGUUUCCACAUCUACCUUCUCAUAGUCAAAGUCUUCAAUAUCUAUAUCAAGAAAUACAUGCUCAAACUCGCUCUCGUAGGUUGGGGUAUUCCUGCAAUCAUUGUGUCCCUGGUGGUCAUCAUAGACAGAGACGCCUAUGGUCGCGUUGCUUUGCACUCAUCUGAACCCAACAGCACUGCAAUAUGCUAUAUUGCCAACGACAUAGUAAAAGUGGUGACUACAAUGGGAGUAUUUGGCUUGGUGUUCAUCUUUAACAUGAUCAUGUUUGGGUUGACAGUCAGACGUGUUGUGAGUCUCCACCAUAGUAAAGAGUUUGGGACGAUUGACUUUGACAGAGCCAAGCGAGACACCUGUACCCUGCUGGGUGUCACCACUCUGCUCGGCCUCACCUGGGGCCUGGUCUUAUUUUCAUUUGGCUCCCUGACAGUUCCUGGCCUCUACCUCUUCUGCAUCCUGAACUCACUGCAAGGUGUCUUCAUCUUCCUGUGGUCUGUGAUGUCUUUGAGAAAGAACAGAAAGUCAGCGACUGUGAGCGUAACACAAAGCACCAAUAGCUAAGGCCGAAGGAUAUAUCAAGAUGUGUGUUUGUGUGUUUGUGUGUGUGUAAUACUGAAAUAAUGAAGCAAAUGUACAUACUGAAAUGUUAGUCAUGUUAGUGACUCUGAUGUUCAAUUAUGAAAUUCAAUAUCUCAGUUUCCAUACUGUUUUUAAAGAUUUGUCAUUAACCUACUCUGUUGUGCUUAUACUCUAUGGUGAGGUUUUUACUUAUCCAUCCAUUGAGCAAAACAGUUUGAAGUAAAGAAGUUGAUAAGAUGUACAACUAAAAAGAGGGGAUUUUCUUUCUCUACAGUUGCCAAUGCUUACUCGUUUUGGGAACGGUUGGGUUUCUAUAAAUAUAUUUCUAGCAAUGACAGUGCGUGUAGAGUACCUUCAUAGAGUUUGAAUGUCAUUUUCAAACAUUACAGAUUCAUUAAAAGCUGUCAACAUAUCCAAGACAUAACAAGAGCUUCAUCCUGUAUUUCUACAUAUCAUAUAUCUGUUGAAAUAGAGAUAUGUAACAAACUCACCUAAAGUUAUAUUAUUACCCUCAUAACAUGAGGCAUUAUUGGGAUUUUAGUGUGAAAUAACCUGUCAAAUACAUCAUUGUAAUUAGUUUAACAGAUAAUGAUUUCAAUUGUAAAACCGUGAUACUUUUAUUCUUUGCAUUAAUCCCACAUUUAGAGGGAGCACACUAGUUCCCUUACUGCUGAUGUUGCUGCUGCAAAACUCACUGGCUGAUCAAAGUAAGAAUCUUUGCUUGUCUAAUAGCAAGUAAUGCAUCUAUUAACAAUUUGUAACAAUUCACCUUGCUUAGGAUGCCAAAGGGAAAAUUACAACACUAUUGUAAAGGAGCACGGGUUGUUCUGUCAAUUUGUACGGGCAACACCACUUGACCAUCUUACAAUAAACAAAUAAUACCUUAUAAGACCAAUUACCUUUACAUCUGGCCCCACCACAUAUGAAAUAAUAUAUAUAAUAACGAAAUAAACCAUAAAUUCUGCAUAAAAUUACCUUUAAAGAAAAUAAACCUAAUCAUACACAUGCAGCACCUGGACGUGUGCCCGCAUAAAGGACGAGAAAGUGAACACAACCCACAAUUUAAAAGAAAUCCCAUAUAUCAAUAUUUAAACCCAAACCCCAGGUUCUUACAGUCCCACAGUUCAUCCAACGAAAUAGCUUAUCACAUAUAAUCCUGAACCCCAUGAAACGUCACAAAGCUUCACACAGAGUUCACACAGGUAUUGCGUGGUGAGAUGCCGCACACAAUACAAAAAUAAGUCAAGCUAUCCUCACCUCCUCUGACCGCCCAGAAAAACAGUCCAGUCCUCCCUGUAAUACCUCAAAGUUUUGCCCAGGCAAUAAUACAGUUUCUUAGAAAUAAUCCCUUGUAGGUCCUCAAGUCUGCAGUUGACUCGAACGUAGCUGGUUGCUCACCAGCCCUCACAAAACAAAAACAAAUAACGCAGAGACGUCACUUCCCCCCAUUUAUAAUAUUUGGAUGUUAAUGAAACAAAAAUAUACACAAUGACACGUUCAUUAAACAAAUACAUACAAGAUCCAUCCCCUAUCCUUAUACUUUAAGGCUUCUGACAGUUUGGGUAUGCACAGACUAUAAUACAUGUAGUUAAGAAGCGCAGAUUUAUCUAUUGUUGGGACAGCCACCAUUUUGGGAAGCACUCUGACUUACAUAGACACAAACAUUCACAUAAAUGUUUUUCUUUCACAAAUGUUCUUUCAUUAAGGUUGCAGAAAGAAAUUUUGCCAACCUCUACACUGUCAAGAACUCCGUAAAGGUAUAUUAUUUAUUGAUUUAUAUUUUGGGGGAAAUAAAAAUUGUACUUGCUACAAA
This is a messenger RNA of Platichthys flesus (European flounder), 3376 nucleotides long. RefSeq names its product adhesion G-protein coupled receptor G1-like. Gene Ontology annotation, biological process: adenylate cyclase-activating G protein-coupled receptor signaling pathway; cell surface receptor signaling pathway. The record is from RefSeq and is a predicted model, not a curated record. Gene Ontology annotation, cellular component: membrane. The transcript is spliced from 14 exons. Gene Ontology annotation, molecular function: G protein-coupled receptor activity. The coding region runs from base 58 to 1545 and encodes 495 amino acids. NCBI's taxonomy places the organism in Eukaryota, Metazoa, Chordata, Actinopteri, Pleuronectiformes, Pleuronectidae.